Penicillium angulare is the source of this 438-nucleotide messenger RNA. Its product is annotated as transposon polyprotein reverse transcriptase. The record is from RefSeq and is a predicted model, not a curated record. The transcript has 2 exons. NCBI's taxonomy places the organism in Eukaryota, Fungi, Ascomycota, Eurotiomycetes, Eurotiales, Aspergillaceae. Bases 1 to 438 code for a protein of 145 amino acids.
AUGAGGCUGUGGCAAUCGGAGCGAGGGCUACUUGCGACGCGCCGGGUCGCAAAUGGGUUGGGCAGUUCUUCCUUACCGGAAGAUCCAGCUAGUCAGGACGAACACCUCUCCGACGCAUCGCAUGGAUCAUCAGAUGAAAUCGGGACUGCUGACGAUGAAUACGAAAGCGAUAACGACGACUCAGGAGCCAUCUUGUCGAAAUAUUUCAAUCCAUCCAAACAUGCCGGUAUGGCAAAACGGAAAGUUACAGAUAUCCCGACCGUGGCUCCAAGAAAAAGCCGGCGGGCAACACACGAUUCGCGUGAUGUUGAGCUGGAACAAUCCGACUCGGACUUGGUAGGCUCGGACGAUGACUCUUGGUAUUACUCUGAUGAUGGGAAGAUCUCUCGGGCUUAUUGGCAAUUUGUGACAAAACAUGGUGACAUUCUUGCCCGAUGA